UCGAGGUUCGCUCACGUUGCAGCAGGUGUCAGUACUUGGCUUCUUUUUGUUGACAAGUAACACUCCUUGCGUGGCUAGACCACAGCGCGUGUACGCAUUCAUCAGCUGAUGGGCACGUGUCGCUUCCACCGUUUCCUUUUCCUUCCGCUGCUGAGCAGUGUUCCAGCAUCUGGAAGAAGCCCAGUGUGAGGACGUGUGGUAGUUUGCGGCUCUGAGCUGUCACCAGGAAAGCGGCCGCACACAUCUGUGUACAAGUUUCCAUGUGAAGAUGAGUUUCUGUUUCUCUCAGGCAGGUGUCCAGGAGUGCAAGUGCUGGGAAGUCCACCUUCUGUUUUAAAAGCAACUGCCCCACUGCUUCCCGGGGCGGCAGGACCGUUUCAUGGUGCCACCAGCAACGUCACGCGACCCAGCUUCUCCCAUCCUCGCCAGCAUGUGGUGUUAGCGGCAUUUCUCGCGAGAAGUGCAGCCUGUCUCCUGUGCUUUACUCUGCACAUCCUGAUGCCUCGUGAUGCUACCUUUUCACGUGCUUCUCUGCCGUCUGUGUACCUUCUUCCAGGAACUGUGUCUUCAUAGACCCUGCCCACUUCCUAAUCAGGUUGCUCCUUAAUGUUGAGUUGUGAGAGUUCUUUGUAUAGUCUACAUACAAUGCCCUUGGGGGGGGUGUGGUUUGCAACUGUUUUCACCCUCUCAAAGGGUCUUUCGCAAAGCCGAAGUUUUCCUUUUGAUGAGGUCAAGUUUAUCAAGUUUUACUUCUACGGAUCCUGUGUGUACUUGGUAUUAAGUCUAACAACUCUGCGUGACAUUCCAUUUUUUCCCCUUUCCCCUUAAAGUUUUAUAGCUCUACUUUUUACAUGUAAGUCCAUGAUCCAUUUUCACUUAAUCUUUAUAUAAGGUGCGAGACUCACGUUGAAGGAUUCAUUUCAUUUUUUUGCCUAUGGUGUCCAGUUGUUCCAGCCAUGUUGGUUGAAAAGGUCUCCCCCCUCCACUGACCUGCUUUUGCAUCUCUGUUAGCAAACAACUGGGCACAUCUGGUGGGUGUGUUGCUGGGCUCUCUACAAAGCAUGCGUUUUAACCGGACACUUGCACACUCUUUCCCGAGCCCUCUUAGCUCGGUGGGGGUCAGCCCCGUGUUCCUUUGUGGAUCCUCCAAGGUGCCUCACACAAGAGAACUCUGAGAAUGCCCCCAGACUGGCAAGGCUGCAGGCCUCCACAGGAAAGGGGAUGUGUGGGUUCCCCGGGCCCACAACAGCCAUGGCAGCCGCAGGAGGUUCCCACGGAGGUGCAAACACUCCAUUCCCCAUCCAGACCAGGCCUGAGCAAACCAGAAUCUCUGUUUCAGGUUUUGGGCCCUUCCGGCAGCACCUGGUGAAUUCCAGCUGGGAAGCAGUGAAGGAGCUGUCCAAGCUGGGCCUGGGCAGUGACGUGGAGGUGGACCUGCGGACCCUUCAGCUGCCCGUGGAUUACAGGGAGGUGAAGCAGGCGGUCAUCCGAAUCUGGGAAGAUCUCCAACCACAACUUACCGUGCACGUGGGCCUGGACGCUGCCGCCAAAACCAUCGUCCUGGAACAGUGCGGCAAGAAGCGCGGCUACCGCGACGCGGACAUCCGGGGCUUCCGGCCCGAGCACGGGGCGUGCCUGCCCGAUGGCCCGGAAGUGAUUGCGUCGUGCGUCAACAUGGCGGCGGUCAGCCGGCGCGUGGCUGUGGAGGGCGUGGCGGUGGCCUUUUCCCGGGAUGCCGGCAGAUACGUCUGCGAUUACACCUACUACCUGUCUUUGCAUCAUGGAAAUGGGUGCGCGGCGCUGAUCCACGUCCCUCCAUUGUCUCCAUGGCUCCCGGCCAGUCUGCUAGGAAAAGCCUUGCAAGUCAUCAUCCAGGAGAUGCUGGAGGAAGGGCACAUUUCCCCUGGGACCCCCAUUAGCAACAUUGCUUGUUUGGAAGAAGGCGUUGAAGGUGCCUUAAGCUGUAACAAAUUUCUCGUUAGAGCUGUUACGGAGAGCCAGUGAGAGAAUGCGUGUGACAGUCCGGAGGUGCUGAGAGAACACUAAUCAAAAUAUGCACCUUCCUAAGUGUGGGCUGUGAAAGGAACAAAAUUUCGCCACCCUCAUGCUCCUUUGAGCCUCCUCCCCCUGCCCCAUUUCCUGCCUAAGAAAGUCAGAGAAACCUGCUUUUUAAAAGGGGAGCCUGGGUUUGAUCACCUUAAGCAUUUUCCCCGUAGUAUGAGUCAAGAGGACCCCGAGGGUGUUAGCUAGACGCCCCUGUCCGUUGUUUCUGCGUUGCCCAGUAAGACUUCUCCUGCCGUGUAUGUGCCACUCUUCCUCAGCAACCUAUAAAUCACCCAUUCUUGGUUUUGAAACCGAAUACCCCGCCCCCCUUUUCGCCUUUGUCCCAAAAUGCCUAAUAUACACAAUG
Messenger RNA from Rhinolophus ferrumequinum (greater horseshoe bat), 2410 nucleotides. It is a transcript of the gene PGPEP1L, whose product is annotated as pyroglutamyl-peptidase I like. Gene Ontology annotation, molecular function: pyroglutamyl-peptidase activity. The coding region runs from base 1222 to 2004 and encodes 260 amino acids. Gene Ontology annotation, biological process: proteolysis. NCBI's taxonomy places the organism in Eukaryota, Metazoa, Chordata, Mammalia, Chiroptera, Rhinolophidae. The transcript has 6 exons. The record is from RefSeq and is a predicted model, not a curated record. Gene Ontology annotation, cellular component: cytosol.